AAAACUUAUAUAAUUAUUUAUUAACGUGAAUUUGAAUUAUUUGAUAAAGAAAAAUGGAUAGACUUCUACGACUGGGUGGUGGUUUACCAGCUCCAUUGAAUCAAGGACCUCCACCAUCUGAUGCACCUGUCGUUGAUACUGCAGAACAAGUGUACAUUUCAUCAUUGGCACUUUUAAAAAUGCUGAAACAUGGCCGAGCUGGAGUACCUAUGGAAGUUAUGGGUUUGAUGUUAGGCGAAUUUGUAGAUGAUUAUACUGUUCGUGUAAUCGAUGUUUUUGCCAUGCCACAAACGGGAACUGGAGUGAGUGUAGAAGCGGUUGACCCAGUAUUUCAAGCUAAAAUGUUGGAUAUGCUUAAACAGACUGGUAGACCAGAAAUGGUUGUAGGUUGGUACCAUUCUCACCCAGGAUUUGGUUGUUGGUUAUCUGGAGUAGAUAUCAAUACACAACAGUCGUUUGAAGCACUCAGCGAAAGAGCUGUUGCUGUUGUCAUUGAUCCUAUCCAAUCAGUGAAAGGAAAAGUGGUUAUUGAUGCAUUUAGAUUAAUCAAUCCUAACAUGAUGGUUCUUGGUCAAGAACCUCGGCAAACUACAUCAAAUUUAGGUCAUCUACAGAAACCUUCUGUCCAAGCCUUAAUACAUGGAUUAAAUCGUCAUUAUUAUAGCAUUAGUAUCAACUAUCGUAAAAAUGAAUUAGAGCAAAAGAUGUUAUUAAAUUUACAUAAAAAGACUUGGAUGGAUGGUCUCACUCUUGCUGAAUACUCAGAACAUAGUAGACUUAACGAAAAUAUUGUUUCUGAAAUGCUUGAACUUGCUAAAAACUAUAAUAAGGCAUUGGAAGAUGAAGAAAAAAUGACACCUGAGCAAUUGGCUAUUAAAAACGUCGGUAAACAAGAUCCAAAACGUCAUUUAGAAGAAAAAGUUGAUACACUUAUGGCUACAAAUAUUGUACAAUGUUUAGGAGCUAUGCUUGAUACAGUUGUAUUCAAAUAACUAUUUCUUAAAAUACAUAUUGAAGUAUGAUCUUUAAAAUAAAUUUUUUAAAUGGAAAUACAAGUAUAUUUUGUAUUCCUAUGAUUUAUAAUACAAUUUUGAUGUAAAGAUA
Messenger RNA from Vespula vulgaris, 1104 nucleotides. RefSeq names its product 26S proteasome non-ATPase regulatory subunit 14 (gene Rpn11). Gene Ontology annotation, cellular component: proteasome regulatory particle, lid subcomplex. The record is from RefSeq and is a predicted model, not a curated record. Bases 54 to 992 code for a protein of 312 amino acids. The transcript has 6 exons. Gene Ontology annotation, biological process: protein deubiquitination; proteasome-mediated ubiquitin-dependent protein catabolic process. NCBI's taxonomy places the organism in Eukaryota, Metazoa, Arthropoda, Insecta, Hymenoptera, Vespidae. Gene Ontology annotation, molecular function: metallopeptidase activity; proteasome binding; protein binding.